Messenger RNA from Exophiala bonariae, 744 nucleotides. RefSeq lists its product as uncharacterized. Lineage: Eukaryota; Fungi; Ascomycota; Eurotiomycetes; Chaetothyriales; Herpotrichiellaceae. The record is from RefSeq and is a predicted model, not a curated record. The coding region runs from base 1 to 744 and encodes 247 amino acids. Gene Ontology annotation, molecular function: heme binding; oxidoreductase activity, acting on paired donors, with incorporation or reduction of molecular oxygen; iron ion binding. The transcript has 2 exons.
AUGAAGAGCGGGAGAAUGAAAGAUGUACUGGAUAAAUCUGCCCAUCGAACGAUAUUACGGGAGUUGAUUGAAGGCGAUCUGCCACUCUCCGAGAAGGAUUCACUGCGACUAGUGGGCGAGGCCUCAGUCGUCGUUGCAGCUGGCGUCACAACUACUAGCUGGGCAUUGUCUACCGCAGUAUUUCACAUCAUCCAUACUCCGUCUACCCUCCAGAUAUUGCGGGACGAGUUGAAGGCUGCUACUCCAAAUUCCAAUGGGAAACUCAGCUGGACUGAGCUCGAAAAGCUACCAUAUCUCGGUGGUUGCGUGCGAGAAGGGGUACGCAUGUCCUACGGGGUAACGGCGAGGCAUCCAAGGCUCUUGUCGAAGCCACUAGCAUACAAAAGCUGGGUCAUCCCUCCAAGGACCCCUGUAAGCAUGACGAAUGUUGAUAUCUGUGACGACAAAGAGAUAUUCCCAGAACCUAGGAUGUUCCGACCUGAGAGGUGGAUCGGCAGUCCAAUGGCACCGAAUGGACAAAGCCUUGAAAGAUACUAUAUCGGUUUUGGCAAGGGAACACGAAGCUGCCUCGGCAUCAAUCUUGCACAGGCCGAGCUCCAUAUGACGCUUGCGGAUCUGUUUCGGGACUUUGACUUCGAGCUUUAUGGUACAGAUAUCAGCGAUGUACAGUUCGCGCACGAUUUCUUUACGCCAGCCCCACGACUCGACUCAAAGGGCGUCAGGGUCAAGGUCAAGCCAGCGUAG